CCUAACGAUGCCGUAUAAAGGUAAGAGAAGGUGUUUCGGGGAGUACCAGUGUCCCAAAUGCAACAGGAAAUGGAUGAGUGGGAACUCGUGGGCAGACAUGGGUCAGGAGUGCCAGACUUGCCACAUCAACGUCCUUGCUUUCAGACAGCGUCCUCUGGAGAAACCGGACGGCCUGGACGCGUCAGACCCGACCAAAAGACAUCCUCAGCAUCUCUGUGAGAAGUGUAAGCAGCUCGGACGCUACUGUGGUCAAUCUCGGUGGUGACCUCUCAUCCUAAAGACACCCGGAUAACCCUCAUUCAUCUCGUGCUAAAAUCUGCUCCACUUUAGCUGGACAAUAUUCACUAAUUCCUCAUUAUACCAUAUAUAGAAAAAAUCCAUUUAUUCCUUUAUUUUUUCUCCUCAAAAAGCCUAAACACUCUCAAUAAUCAGGCCGUUUGAUUUUAUGAGCAGUAUGACAUCAUAUUGCUCAUGCCCCGCCCACAACCACUGACAGACUGUCCCAUAUUAGCAUAUAUCCCUGAUAUAAUCAA
Molecule: messenger RNA, 533 nt
Organism: Pimephales promelas (fathead minnow)
Lineage: Eukaryota; Metazoa; Chordata; Actinopteri; Cypriniformes; Leuciscidae
Source: RefSeq, a predicted model, not a curated record